This is a messenger RNA of Paramecium octaurelia, 3818 nucleotides long. The record is from the annotation of a GenBank genome assembly. Lineage: Eukaryota; Ciliophora; Oligohymenophorea; Peniculida; Parameciidae.
AUGAAAAAAAGGGAGAGUCCGUUCCUUUGCAUAGAUCAACCUAUCUAUAGUUAGAAUAUCACAUCCCCUCGAUUUGAGGAACUCUUACCAAUUUAUUCUAAUGAUAAUGAGGCAGAGCAGACAAUUGAUGAAGCACUGAAACAUAAAAGAAAAAUAUUUGAUAGUAAGAAUUUCCGAGCUUUGAAAGAUGGAUAUAAAGGAGAAAGUUCGGAAGAUGAUGAAUAUCUGAGCAGUGUUAGGUAUAUUAUUUGUUUGGAUCAUAUAAGUGAUAACAGAUAUGAUCAAGAAUCUGCAAGAUCACGAACGAAUUCCUUCAUAAGAGGUCAGAGAAUUGCUAAUAACCCAUACUUAAAUUAGAGUUCGAACAGAAAAGCACAUACUGGACUAAUAAUUGAUUCUACAUUCAACUAAUAAGUGUAAGGAGUAAAGUCAUGCUCCAAAAUAGAUAAAUACUAAAGCUUUGUGAAAUAAUUUGAAUUGGAAGAAGUUAAGAUAAGAAAGACUGUGGAGCCAUAAAAGUAAAAAAGUUAUCAAACCAAUGAGCUAGCAUCCAAGAGGAACAGUGGAAUAAAAGCAGGCAAAGUCGGGUAAAAUUUAUUAUGAUUCGUAGGUUAAAUAAUAUAUGGGCUGUUAAAGGAUUUAUAAUAAUAAGAUUAGUGUCGAGAUUUAUUUAAUAGUUGAAAACCAAAACUGAGACCAUAAAAUUUAAACUUAUGACAAGAAAAAUAUUUUCUAUUAUUGGAGAUUUGUCUAGUAAUUUUGAAUAUAUCUUAAUUUCUCGGCAAAUUAAACAGAAGCCUAGUUUAUUUUUAAUAUUGAAAUAUAAUUUCCAAAAAAGAGCAACCAGUCUAAUAAAUUGCUUGGAAUAUGGAUUAGAAUUAUUAAGCAGAAUUAUAAUAGUCAUAAGACCUGAUAGCAAAUUUAAAAUUGUCUGGGAUAUUUUGUUAUUACUCUUCAUUGUGAUGAAUAUAUUUUACAUUCCCAUAAACAUCAGUUUCAAUAUUUAAACUUAAGGAGUAUUUGAAUACUUAUUUGAUUUAUUGCCAUCAUGGAUAUUUAUAGCUGAGAUAAUAAUUAAUUUUAAUACUGCUUAUUAUGAUAAGGGUUUGAUGCAUGAAGAUCGAAAGUCUAUAGUGAAACAUUAUUUGAAAGAUAAUUUCUUUUGGGAUUUAGUGGUUGUAGUACCAUUUCUAAUGUCAAACAUGAACAUACCCUUUGUUAGAUACACGUUACUAUUUCGAUUGACAAGACUGACUCCUUUGAUGCAAAAUAUUGAAGAAAUAUUGAAUUUGGAAGUAAUAAUAAACUGAUAUGAUUAGGAGAACAUCCAAAUUGUUGUUGAUCUUUUGAAGCUUAUCUUUUUUCUGGUUUUGACAGGUCACUUUUGUGGAUGUGCUUGGCAUUUUGUUGCAUUAACAGAGUAUGAAUCCUUUGGCAUAACUGACAAUUGGCUCACUCAUUAUGAUAGACAGGCCUUUGAUUAUCAUUGGUUUGACAGAUACAUCAUAUCUCUAUAUUGGAGUGUAAUCACAACAGUAACCGUGGGUUAUGGAGAUAUUGUACCUGUUACAACUUUUGAAAGGAUUUUUGUUAUCGUUGUAACAUUGCUGCUUUGUGGAGUAUUUGGCUAUUGCAUUUCAAAUAUCGGCAAUAUUUUUAAAUAGAUGUCCGAUAAAAAGUCUACUUAUAAGUCUAAAUUGCGUCAAAUUCAUUAACAUAUUAGAAAAAGAGGGCUCAAUCUAAAUCUGUCAUUAAAAGUAAUGGUUUAAUAUAUGCUCCAGGUUAAGAAGUAUUUUGAAUACUUUUUCCAACUUGAAUAAGAAGAAGAUAGUCACGCAGAGAUAUUUAUCAAUCAAUUAACUAAACAUUUAAGAGAGGAGGUUUUAACAGAUUUAUAUAGUAAUACUCUUAAAAAGUCAAGAUUUCUGAGAGAAAAUUUCAAAGAACUUACAAUCAAUAAUCUCUGUCAAUUUGUGAAGGAGAAAAAAGUGUUACCAGAAGAGGUUUUGUAUUCUCGAUAUGAUCAACCAACUAAAAUUUGGUUCGUGCUUUCAGGAGCCUUAGAAUUUGUAGCAGAUCAUAAGAGUAAUUAUACAUGCUAAUUGUAGAUGAAAAUGAAUAUUAUGAAGCAACAGAGACUUUUCUCAAUAAGGUCAAUUCUGGGUAAUGCAUAUGAUCCAAUAUUAGAGCAGUAUUAGGGGAGAGAGAAUUCAUAACAUAGCAGCGGUAUGAAUAUAAAGUAAGGGCUUUAAGAUUUACUUAAAUGGCUUAUAUUGAGUAUUUAUUUUCUUCAUAAUUUCUAUAGUUACGAGGACUUUAUUAAUGUUAUUAGUGAAAGUGAUUCAGAAUAUGAAAUAUUUUGUAUGAAGAGGGAUAGAUUGUUAUUUGAUCCCUAAUUUAAAGGUACUGGAAAUGUCUGUGAAGUUUGUGGGUGGACUCACAAUUUUAUUCAGUAAUGAUAUUAAUAUAUUUAGAUGUCCAUUUGUGUUUUUGUAACCAAAUAUUAAUAAAAUAUCUAGUAGUUUCACAACUGUCAGAUUGAAUAAUAGGCUUAAAUUUCCAUAUCGAAAUUCUACCAAAUCAAGAACAAGAGAAGUUCUCAAUAGUAUAUAAGAAGGAGCACUAAAACUACUAGUUGAAAAUUUAACCGAAUAGUAAAUAAUUUAAGUUAUUAUAGAGAAUAUACAGAUGAAUAUUUAGUAUCUUUAGGAUUUUAAUUGAGUAAAAAAAAUGAAUUAGAUUCAUCAAUUGCGGACGAAACACCUAGAAAUCUUUAAGAUUCUCCAAUUAACACAAACAGCGAAAUGUAAAAGGCAUUUUAAAAGAAAAGCACAAAAACUUUGACAGGAGGCUUGACAACUGACUUGAAAGAUAUCACGCCAACUCAUGAGCUGAAAUAAAGCAUCAUGGUAUUCUAGAAAAAUUAAUUUGGAAAAGAAAAAUACAAAGCCUUAUAAGUAUUUAAGAAGGAAAUCUAAGAGAAAGAAUCUGAAGCAAUAGAAUAAUAAUAAUAAUCAUAAAUAUUUGGUAUUCAAAAUAAUUAAAUUCCUAAUUCAUUCAACAAUAAACUAUACCAAAUGACACUCUAAGGUAGUCCUAAAAGAUCGUGCAAUUUUGAUGAACUCAGCAAUCUUUUUUUGUCCUAAAAGUUUGGAAAUCUGUCUUAUUAAUUAGAUUAAGAUUAAAACAAGUGUUUAAUGAAAUAACUUAGCAAGAAUAGUGAGUAGAGUGAUAUGAAAGAUUCAUUGAUAAAGAAAUAGAUUGAAAAUUAAGAAAGGAGAAUGUAAAUUGGAGGUGAGAGAAGAAGGAAGAAAAAGAGAACAACUUUAUUAGUAGGUCAACAAUUCUAGAGAAAAAUUAAUUAACCUCAAUAAGUAAAUUUAGGUCCAAGUCCUUAAUAAAAAUAAUAACUGAUGGCUGCAUUUGAUUAGAAAUUAAGAAGAGUGAGUAUUGGAGAUUCUAAAAAAUUUGGGUAAGCAAAUCCUAUUCCAAGUAUUACCUAAAUUGAUCCGGUAAGCUUAUCAGCAGAAUAUAUAUAAGAAAAUUAAUUGCAAUAGAAGAUGAUGGAUAUUGUUCAUCCAAAUCAAAAUAUUGAGAUUGAUUGUUGUAAAUCUACUCAUGUGUAUUUCCCUGAAUUUAAUUUAGAUGAAAUUCUUAAGAAAAUCGCAUAUUACUAUUCCUAUGUGAAGGGAAUUGAAAAGAAAAUGUAUAAACGAAGUAAAUCGAAUCGUAACCUAUUUGAAAGAAUCAAACCAUCUAAAAAUGUAUCUAUGAGGAGUUUUCAUAAUAAUUCUAGAUUCUAAUAGGAGGAAGUAUGA